UAUAAUAUGUAAAGUAUUUAAAUAGUUAAAAUACCGCCGUACGACUUUGGCUCACAAUGUCAUAGUAAAAAUAAAUCCCUAUUAUGUCCGAACCUCCGAUAUUUCAAAAAUUUGACGGCGGCGUUUACCUAAUUAUUAUAGAGUGAUCACGUUGAAACCCAAUACCCGUAGAUACACUCCUACAAACGAGCUGUACACCAACGAGAGCGCUAAAAAAAAAGACAUGCGCUAAACUCUUGACGACGGUGAGCAUCACUAUAGCCGGCGGACAGUAAUUUUGGACAUUCUACUUUUACGCGUGCUCAUAAGAAGUCUUGUCGGUAUAAGAAUAUAAUAUCGUCUCACGGCAUCUCAGAGAACAAUUAAUUUUGAUAAAACCUAAUUUGUUGCCCCUAUCUACACUAAUGGAUUUUGAUGAAUAUAGAAUGAGAGGAAAAAUAAUGAUAGACUAUAUAGCAGACUAUUUAGAAACUAUACGGGAAAGGCGUGUCUACCCGAACGUACAUCCAGGAUAUCUGAGAAACUUAACACCAGACUGUGCUCCCGUCGAACCAGAAUCGUGGGACCACAUAAUGGACGACGUCGAGAACAUCAUUAUGCCUGGGAUUACGCACUGGCAAUCACCUCAGAUGCACGCUUAUUUUCCCGCGCUGAAUUCGUUCCCGUCGCUGCUAGGUGAUAUGCUGGCGGACGCAAUCAACUGUCUAGGAUUCACAUGGGCCAGUAGCCCCGCUUGCACGGAAUUGGAAAUCUUAGUGAUGAACUGGCUAGGAAAGAUGAUCGGACUGCCCGAAGCGUUUUUACACACGCACAACGAGAGCAAAGGAGGAGGCGUCAUACAGACUACAUCAAGUGAAGCUACAUUUGUUUGCUUGUUAGCUGCCAGGACUCAGGCGAUCCGUCGGAUACAGGAGAUAAAUCCAGAACUAGAAGAUGUUGAAAUAAAUAGUAGACUAGUGGCUUACUGUUCAGAUCAGGCUCAUUCAUCAGUCGAAAAAGCUGGUCUCAUUGGGCUCGUUAAAAUGCGAUUUAUCGAAAGUGACGAUUCCUUAUCACUAAGGGGAGCUCAAGUUAUGGAAGCUAUCGCCACUGAUAAAAAACAAAACUUGAUACCGUUUUUUCUUUGUGCGACGUUGGGUACAACUGGCGCUUGUGCAUUUGACAAACUUGAAGAACUCGGACCUAUAUGCCAUGCGGAAGAUAUGUGGUUUCAUGUCGAUGCAGCUUAUGCGGGUACAGCGUUCAUAUGUCCGGAAUUUCGUCAUUGGCUAUCGGGUGUCGCAUACGCGGACUCAAUUGCGUUCAACCCAAGUAAAUGGAUGAUGGUUCAUUUUGAUUGCACAGCUAUGUGGGUCAAAAAUAGUGAAUGCCUUCAUCGUACUUUCAACGUCGAUCCAUUAUAUUUACAACAUGAAAAUUCGGGACUCGCUAUCGACUAUAUGCACUGGCAAAUACCAUUGAGUAAACGAUUUAGAGCGUUGAAACUGUGGUUUGUGAUUCGCUGUUUUGGAAUAAAAGGUCUUCAAAAACAUAUCAGAGGAGGUGUUCAGUUGGCAAACAAAUUUGAACUUCUUGUGUUGAAUGAUAAAAGAUUCGAAAUACCUGCAGCUAGACACUUAGGCUUGGUCGUUUUUCGUCUGCGUGGAGAAAAUCAUUUAACUGAAAGACUGUUAAAGCGCUUAAAUUCUAAAGGAAGAAUUCAUUGUGUUCCUGCAUCACUUAAAGGCAAAUAUGUUAUACGUUUCACUGUAACGUCACAAUAUACUACAAUUUCGGACAUCACAAGAGAUUGGGCUGAAAUUAAAGCGACGGCUACUGAGAUCAUCAACGACGAUAAAGCUGACACUACUUACAAUAAAUCAAAAGUUUCAUUGGCUGAUACACGGAAUUGGAAUAAUAACUUCGGUGCUAGUCUACUACUAGCAAAUUCACCUAUGUCACCUAAAGUAGUAAAUGGGAGCUUUGCCGCAUUGUUUGAUAACGGAGACGAUUGGUCACGGAAACUAUUGAGAAGUGAAAUGAAAGACAGCUCUUCAAUGAGAAGGAGAAUUCGCGGGAUUCUGAUGUCAGGAAAACAGUUUUCUUUGGAUUCACGUAUGGAUCUAGUUCAGGGAAUGGUUCCAACUGCAUCGAAGAAGGCAAUCAUGUCGGAGUGCACUACAAAUCCUUCGGAAGAAACUUCAGAAAAUAAGAACAUUGAGAGUGAUGAAAAAGAGAAGAACGGAGAACCAAAAAAUUCAAAAUCUCGUAUUUUUCGUCUUCCACAACAUGAAACCAAUCUAACUCCUUUGAUUGAAGGCAAUAACGCAGAUCUUAUAGAUUAGUAAAAUCACAAUAUUAUUGGUAAAUUUUUAAUUAUUUAUUUAUUUCUAGUUGCUAGUAUUUUUUUUUUUUGGAUAAAUAUCUUUCAAAAACACUUAUAUCUUUUUAAGAAUAAUAGUAUUUAAACAUAUUUUAGAAUAAUAGUAUUGUUCAUUGUACAAUACUGUACAUCUUAUUCCAUUUGUUACAAAUUACAUAUAAUAUUACACAUUUUUAAACUACUAUAUUAUUUAAAUUAGUGGCUAUCGAAUUAGAAGAGAAAUUUUGAAAUUGCUAUUUAACUGCUUUCAUUUCAAUUUUGCUACCUAGGUUUAUUUUUUGCUUAGGGUUUUUAGGUAUUAUGUAAUUUAAAAUCGAAAUGAUUUCAAAUAAAAUAAAAUAGAAAUUAUUUUUUUU
Messenger RNA from Acyrthosiphon pisum (pea aphid), 2718 nucleotides. RefSeq names its product histidine decarboxylase (gene Hdc). Gene Ontology annotation, molecular function: pyridoxal phosphate binding; histidine decarboxylase activity. Gene Ontology annotation, cellular component: cytoplasm. The transcript has 17 exons. NCBI's taxonomy places the organism in Eukaryota, Metazoa, Arthropoda, Insecta, Hemiptera, Aphididae. Gene Ontology annotation, biological process: histamine biosynthetic process; L-histidine catabolic process. The record is from RefSeq and is a predicted model, not a curated record. Bases 405 to 2324 code for a protein of 639 amino acids.